GUCGACGUUCCAGGGUCGGGAAAACAAAAGGUAUGUCCCAAAUUUUUCGGUAAAAUACUCAAAUUUCCCCAGAGUUUACAAUUUGAGAUUGUGUACUGUGCAACUUCUCAUUCACGGCUGGUGGGGUUACCGUUUUGUACGGUAUUCCGGUAUUUUUGAGCAAGUAUAUAUACGAAAAUUCCCAGCCUGAGAAUCGACGUUCGCCGUGUUAGCCGAGCACCCAAGGGGGUGGCACGAAUCGACUCUGGUUUUACUUUUCAUUAAACACGAUGGCAUCGGGAGCACCCCAGCAUCAACCUACAAAUUCCAGUGAGCUACAGCUGUAUAGAGUUUUAGAAAGAGCCAAUCUGUUGGGAUACUAUGAUAAUUUCAUACAGCAAGGAGGGGACGAUGUCCAGCAGCUAUGUGAAGCUGGAGAAGAUGAGUUUCUUGAAAUCAUGGCACUAGUUGGCAUGGCAACGAAACCAUUGCAUGUUAGACGUUUGCAAAAAGCUCUCCAAGAUUGGGUUUCCAAUCCCUCGGCAUUCCAGCAACCUGUGGCCACAUCAACCAAAACAGUAACACCGCCACCUCGGUUGAUUGUGACUAGUAAUACACCUAGUUGGCAGGCAUCUCCAUUUCAUAGUUUUUCUCCAAUUGGAGUCGGUUCUGUGUCUGAGUCACCAUCGAGUGCAAAAAAAGGAACAGGAGAAGCUGUUGUUGGUGGAUACGUUUUAGAUGCUGAGUCCAUUGAUAAUAUCAGAGAAGCAGCUUGUAAUGUGUUCAAAAAUUUAGGACCUCAAUCUCCACAACAGUUUAAUAAGAGAACAAUGAAAGAACUACAACAUAUCUUUGAAAUGCAACUCACUGAUCCUGAACGAUUGAAAGAAAUAAGAAAAUACUCAGCAAUAUAUGGUAGAUUUGAUUCCAAAAGAAAGGCAGAAAAACAGCUCACACAGCAUGAGGCAUCUGUGAAUGAAGCUGCUGCACAGCUAUGCAGUAUUGAUCCAACUUAUCUUGCACAGAGAGACAAAUUAUUUCCUUUAGCAAGACAGGUAGUCCGUGAAAGUGGCUACAAGUUUAAACAUGGGCAUUCCAGGGCGGGCGUUUCCAAGGUACCUAGCAGUGAAGAUGAUUGCUCAACUCCAAAGAAACCCAAAAUAGAGAAUAAUAAUCCAUACAGAGAUAGCAACCUUGUACCAAACCCAAGAACUGUGCAGGCUGAACUAAUGAAACUUAAAAGACAGGAACGAAUGAAUGAAAUCCAGGAAGCUCUCAAAAUGAUAAAAAAGCAACAAGACUCAAUAAAAGUACUGGUAGAAGAUGCAAAGGGAAGUGACGACCUACCAAAGAUUUAUGAUCUACAAGUGAAGCUCGAGAAGUUAACAGCUGAGCAGCUUUCGUUGAUGACGGAACAGACUGAUUUAAUCAAGAGACAAAGAAGGUCAGACAGGUAUUAUGUUGCUAAAGCUAGAUUGUCUGCUGAUCCAGGUGAGAAUGGAUACAUUGACCAAGAUGAUGAUGAUGAUGACGAUGAUGAUGAUGAUUGUGAUGGCGAUAGCAGCUUGGCUGAUAAUGACAACCCUGACAAUCCAGACUUGCAUCAUGGUCACAGUACACGUGGCUCUAGUCAAGCAUCAUCCCCAUGCAAUGAACCAUCAGAGAACAGUAAGCAAGAAAAGACGAACAGAUCAGUCAAGAAAAACCAUCAUCAGACCCAAAAAAUUCUAAUGCAACAUAUGUUAAUGGAUGAAGGUUUAAGAAUUGCGCAAGAACAUGCCCUAGCUUAUGAGGAGGAAUAUAAACAACUUCAACAUGAUGGUGGUAAGAAGACGAGCAAAAGUGGGGAGUCUGUGAAUCUGAAUAAACGAGUUGAACAAGGCAAGGAAUCAGCUAGGGGUAACCAAGGUAGCGACAACAGUGAAAAUGAGGAAGAGGAAAAUAGCGAGUCCGCUGCUAAAAGAGCGGCUCAGAACACUAUCCAUGCUAUUUUAAACUUACAAGCUAAACCAGUGAUUAAACAAGAAAACAUCAUGUCAACGUAG
Messenger RNA from Saccoglossus kowalevskii, 2024 nucleotides. RefSeq lists its product as uncharacterized. Gene Ontology annotation, cellular component: nucleus. The record is from RefSeq and is a predicted model, not a curated record. Gene Ontology annotation, molecular function: transcription factor binding; transcription coregulator activity. Gene Ontology annotation, biological process: negative regulation of DNA-templated transcription. NCBI's taxonomy places the organism in Eukaryota, Metazoa, Hemichordata, Enteropneusta, Harrimaniidae.